Messenger RNA from Oppiella nova, 718 nucleotides. NCBI's taxonomy places the organism in Eukaryota, Metazoa, Arthropoda, Arachnida, Sarcoptiformes, Oppiidae. The record is from the annotation of a GenBank genome assembly.
CAUGAUUUGUAUGUUUUGUUGCAUUGAAUGACAAAUAAAUGUGUGAUUUGUUUGUCAAUUGGUCUACAAAUCAAACAAAAUGUUAUCCCAUUUGGUGAAGAUAUCACUGAUUAGAUGCAAAUUGGGAUCAAUUCGUCUUCUCCACGAACAGUCAGAAGUGCCACCAAUUCGUGUCUUCGUGAAGGACCGUUACCGGAAUUUCUUGGACAGUCUUAGGCUAACAGUGAGCGGUGGAAGUGGUGGACACGGAAUACCUAAGUUUGGAGGAAUGGGAGGCAGUGGUGGUAAUGUCUAUGUGGAAGCGGUGGAGAAGAUGACUCUGAAGAAGUUGUCUAAACGGAAAUACACGGCCUCUUCAGGUGAGAACAGCGCUCACUAUCGGGUCAUCGGAGACAACGGAACCGAUUGUGUGAUCAAAGCGCCGGUCGGUGUGACUGUCGUCAGCGAAAACGGCAAGACUUUGGGAGAGUUGGAUAAAGUGGGCGACAGAGUGUUGGUGGCAUUGGGGGGAACGGGUGGUAACCAACACAACAACUAUUUGGGACUUAAGGGUCAAAAGCAGACCAUUGUAUUAGACCUGAAACUGAUAGCCGACGCCGGACUCAUCGGUUUCCCAAACGCUGGCAAAUCAACGCUUCUGAAAGCCGUGUCGCGAGCGUCGCCUAAAAUAGCAAUAUUGACAAACUUCGAGAUUGCAUCCGAAGUUCAAUUGAUUUAA